UCUUUGGAGUUGAUCAAAGCCAAAAAGCUACAAUUUGCACGAUCAAGAUCCACAAGAAUCCCAGAUACAGAUUACACACUAACCCUUGCUUGUGCAACAUUUCUGUCCGACAUCCAAGGAAAGAAUCGCCAAAUCAUUGUUGUCUUCCAGCCAUUUUCUGCCAACAAAAUACCACUGUGUAUGUUGCAAAGUGCUGAACGUGAUUUCUGUUUAAAAAUUUUGGAGAAGUUCAAAACAUUUGCAGAAGAAAAUGGUGUAGUUGUUGCACCUGUAGCAGGAGCAUAUCCAGAACUUGUUUUUGCAAUCAAACCGAAGUCCCAAUAUGCCAUUUCGACUAGCAACAAAUAUGCAGAUAUUCUGGUAAUAUUAUCAAUUCAGCGAAUUAACAAGAAAGCUGUUAAUGCUGAUUUCCCAAAUCUUGAUAUUGAUGGCUCUUGGAAUGAAAAUUUAAUCAAAUGGUUGUUGAAGAGGUUGAUCAAAAGCAACUUUGAAAUCAGAAAGAGUUGCAUACGAAACCAACCAGAGGUAACAAACAUCGCUCGAGAGGUAUCAAAAAGCUUCACAGAGAUCUUAGCCAACACUAGAAAGAAGGCGUUCAAGAGAGAGUGUCUUGGCAUUUUGCAGGCUGAUUCUCUGAAUCAAUUUGAGUGCAAAGUAACGGAUAUGGCUGAAGAAUUUUUAAAUAAUCGAUGCUCCUUGAAAAAUAAGGACCAAUCAGACCAAUCUAAAAGCAAAAGAAAGAGUGACUUCGAAAGCUUUGAAUUCCCAGAUCUAUAUUCGCAUAAGCACCUGGAAAUAUUUGGAAACGGAUCGUGUUCAAAAAAGCAAGACGACAUGAUAGCUCCAACAAUGGUAGUGAACACCAAAGGAAAUUCGAUGAACUUGCAGGAACGCAAAAGAAAAGACAAGAUGUUUGAAAAUGUUAUUAAACAAGCAAAGCCUAGAACGGAACUUCAUCUUCAUAAUCAUCAAUUACUACCAGAUGGCAUUCGUAUGGCGAGUCUUGUUACAGAUGCCAUCGAACUGCCACAAGCAUACCCAUUACCGCAGAAAAGGCGUCGGAUAUUUCCAGAAACAAACUCUGCAGGAGCUAGGAGGUUAACUGUGAAAGUGCCUCCAAAGGAUGCGACAACAGCUAGCGGUAAUGCACCAGUUUUUAAACAUGGAAAGAAGAUACCGACGAAAUAUCCGGACAUUGACAUUGAAAUUGUCUCUGGAAAGUACCAACUUGUAACAGGCAGCCCUUCACAUUCAGAUGGCAAGUUUACGAGCGUAGGCAUGAUGAACGAAGAAGGUAGAUUUGAUGUCGCCGCUUCAUUGUCUAAUAUGGCCUAUGCUCCUGGACAAAAGCGCAGUCUACCCAAAAACGGUCAUUUAUCAGGCUCUGAAACCUUGAGAAGACCCAUCCAAUAUGGUUUCGUUGAAAGAGAGAUAGACGACCUAGCAAAAAAAAGUAUGCAGACAUCUUUAUCUCCUCCGCAGCAAAGUGUUACCUCUUCGUUGAUCACAGAGGUGCCAAGAGCAAGUGAGGGAAGUGACCCAUUGCGUGCCGCUAAUGAAAAUCAGAAUGAUGUUCUAUCGAAUCAUCUACCGGAUUUUGAAAUUUUAGAUGAACUUUUUAUCCCUGCUAGUAUGCAACAGAAAAAUGAAGGCCUCAGUGGUUCAUCUAUUAAUUUCUUUCAUAUGGGACAAAUGCCAGAACAUACACUGCGCAAUGUAGAACCCAAUGAUUUAGAUGGAGGUCUGGGUGGGUUUGAUGAAAUAGCCAAUUUAUUUGGAGAUGAGAUAUUGACUCUUUCCUUCGUAGAAUAAAGUAGAAUAUUUACAAUUCUUUACUUAUGCAUACUUUUGCAUUGAAUACUUAUCGAAAUUUUCUUCUUAUAAUAUUCAGCACUAUGAACAUUAUUUAUUUAUAAAUUUGUUUCCAUUUAUCACAUAUAUUUACAAUAAGAUUUAUUUUAUUUAUUUUGAAUGAUUCUGCUUCAAAUGUUGUGUCUUUAUUUGCUUAAGCGAUCUGUCAAUAAUUAUUAGCCAAUCAACAAGAGUGGGAGUUGUAUCAUGUCACUGAUAGGCCACUAGUUGAUUUUCAAAGGACUGAAGCCCUUUUAUUAUUUUUCUUUUGCCUGCUAGUGACUGCAUGUCACUAAAACUGCGCUACGAGGGUUAGUAUAGAGACCUCGUUCACACUCAACGUAGAAAAGUGAAACUGAGCUGUUUUGUUGGGAAUAUUUAUCAUCCUGCUAGCUGAUACGAGUUUCAUCGAAAGUGAUAGACAUAGGCACUCAUGCUGGGACAAUCUUCUAUGCAAGCCACUUUGGAUUAUUUGCAUAAACAGUUUAAAGAAAAGAAAAACGUCGAGGAAAUGCUGGUAAAGAAAGGUGGACAAAGGGUUAGAAUUUUUUUAAGAAGUUGGUCGAAUGAAGUAAAUAACUUGAAUCCAGUAUUUAUGAAAGAGAUAUUUCAGUUGAAUGAACUUGCAUAUAAUUUUCGAAAUCAAUCUUUUAUGCAAAAAAAGCCGAACACUGUUACUUAUGGGCUAGAUACACUGUCCUAUAGAUGUAAUGAAAGGUGGAACUCUAUACCGAUAGAUAUUCGAUCGACAGAAAAUUGUAAAGUAUUCAAAACUAAAAUUAAACAAACGGAUCUUACUUACUCGUGUAAACUAUGCACACCAUAUAUUUCUAAUAUUGGAUACUUGUAGACAUCAUGAUUUUUCUUAUAUUUGUUAUUGUUACAAGUUACUGUUGAUUAGCUGCUUAUUAGCUAUUAUUUUGUAAGCCAACAUAAAGUGAAUAAAAAAACCCAUUUGUUCGAAACAAAACAGAAAGAUGGAGAAUAUUCUUAACUCCAACGAAGUAUGAAACUCUCUAUGUUCGUCUCUAUAGGUCACGUGAGCCAGGGUCCCUAAGCAUACACUUAUGAACAAUCUGAGGCUGAGCUACUGUAAAAUUCAAGAAAACGAGGAGCUUUUUGCCAUUAAAGGGGUGCUUUUCAGAUAAUUUUCAAAUUUAUUGGCAAAUAAAGGAUAUCUCACUCACUGUCUUGGUAAAUUAGGCCUGAUCACCCCCUCAAGCACAGCAUCUAGCAAUUGCGCUGCUCAAAUUUUUUGAAAACAUUGCGAACAGCCGGCUUGAACUUCAAUUUUGCUGUUUCUUAUAAAAAAGUAGUAUGUCAUCAUAUUACUAAAUUGCUACAUUUUUAUAUCUCACUGACUAAGUAAUGAAAAUUACAAAGAUUCAUGAGUAUAAAACUCAAAUAAUGUGUGACAGUUUUGCCCUGGAUAUUGAAACAGUAUUGUUCCAAGCUGUCUCACAUGGAAUCUCUAGCGUUUUCUUGAUUGUGAGCAAAAUGAUUGUUUUCUUUAUUUUUAUUGCAAAUAUACAGCAUAUAAAAUAUAUGUCGUUAUACCCUUUAAAGCUUUUAAAUUGCCCGCUAGUACUUUUUCAAUUCAUUCUUACUAACAAAGCUCUAAUAUUAUCAGGGUUUGUAGUUAUUAAUUUUGCUCGAGCCACGUUUAAGUGACAUUGGCUUCGUUCUCCAAAACCCUGAAUAGCUCGGGCAAUACUUUGAAAAAAUUUGAAAGUGUAUUAUUAUCAGCGAAAUUAUGAAGUUUUGCCUGCUUUAUAAAGAGAAAGAAAUCAUUUAUCGAAAAAUUAAAUAAAAUUGAUCAAAGUGCAGAACCCUGUGGAACUCCUGAGAAACACUUUUUAGGAACUUUUUAAAUUAUUAUCUGGACACACACUAAAAUAUUUUUAUCAAAUCCAUAUGUAUGUAAUUUUUCUAUAAUUAGAUCAUGUGUGGAAUGUAGACAAUGGCUCUGGAAAGAUCGAAAUUUCUGGAAAUUUCCAAACUCUAGUGUUUCCUAAAGAUCAUCGGUUGCUAUUUUAUUAUCUUUUACGACAGAGAUAUCUGAGCAAAUUAGCGCACCUUUAUUGGAUUACAAUGGCUUGACAAGAUCCAAAAAAGUUUUAUUAGACAUCAGGCCAUUUUAGAAGCUUGUUUGAAAUGAUUUUUUGCUUUGCCUGUUUUUCUGCAUUGUAACUCAUUUCUUGCGUUGCUUUUUUAACUUAGUCCUAUUUUCAUCUGCAGGCUCUUUGCUGCACUUUUCGCAUUUCGCAUUUCUAGUGUGAAUGGCAUUUCUAGUUUGUUGCACUUUUUGCAUUUCUAGUGUAAAUGACCAUAUUUAUAUUUCGGGUGUUGAAUUUCCUCUCUGAAUUUAAGAAACCCCACUUAGAAUCAGAUUCAAGCGUAAACAUAAACAUAAAGAGCGUAAACGCUGUAGGGUAAAAAGUACCACAGAGUGGUUCGCAAGAGUUAAGUUCUAGAGGACUGUAUAUAUUCAGAAUAAAUGUAAGAUAAAUAGUUUGAUAGUUUGACGAACGAGAGAAAUAUGGAAAGAAAUCACCUGGUUGUCUUUAGAAAUACCAUAAAAUCAUCAGAGAAACAGUACAGCAAGAAUGAUUCGAAUAAGAUUUAAUCUUCGUGAGAAUGUCAAUACAACGACGUUUCGCAAGAGUUUUUUCGAAUGAAUGUUUUCAAUAGUGUGUAGAUACGUCUGUGCGCUAGCGUUUAGAUAAUAAUAAUAAGUUCCAAUUUGCCACACCUAUCAAUAUCGUAGCCUCGUUUUCAUGGUUCGCUCACACUGAACUCUUGAUUUUAACGGCGCAUGUUUUUCAAUGAAAUAUCGGGAAGUACUAGUCAUGCUGUCAUAGGACUUAUCAAAAUCAUUCGUAUAGUAUUUAAAGGAAGCUUUCUUAGCAUCUUGAAGAAACGUUAAACGUUUUAUUAUUGCUAUAUUUGAUCUUCUUAAGCUUGAAUCUUGCAAGCACCGCUCUAUUGCUUUUGAUUUUUCAAGUGCGAAAAAUAAAUUGAAUCAAACCACUUUGGACCCUUGGUUGAAAAUGAUGCAAACUGCAUGAUAAUGGCGAGGUUAUGUUUCUAAAUUUGUCAAAGAAGUAGAAUGAUUAGACUGAUAUUGUAAAGAGAGAAGAUCGAUGUGGAGAUUGAUAUGUUACUGGAAAAUGGAUCCUUGACAAACUUUUUUCAGAAGUCAAGCAAAAGCAACGCAACAAAUUUUCUGCACAAGAAAAAAAACAUUACACCACACACUAAUUGAAAGAAAAUGGACUGAAAUAAUGGCUCGCAAUAUUGAAAGGGGCAGUUGAUGGAAUUUAUUGUGAGAACGAAACUUUAAGGAAAGAAGAAUAAGCAUCAGGUUUUAUGUAUUAAAUUCACCAGAUAUAAUGACAGGUGAUAAAGUUUUUAUUUUUGUUGUAGUAAAUGUAGCAUUUCAGGAAUGGUGAAUAAUGUUUCGUAUAAAGCCAACUAUUGUUUUAAAAAGAAUUAACACCAAAUAACAAGAAUAAAUCUUAUAAUUUUUCUCUUCAGAAAAAUUAUAGAUCUCUUUUAAUUGAUAACUUAAGCAAUUUUUUCUUAUUUUAUAAAUAUAAGAAGAUGCGUUUGAAUGAUAAAAAGUUUUUACAAGUUACCCUUAUCUUGCUACCUGGGAAAGUGUGGCGGUAGCAGGUACCAAGAAAGACCAAUGCGCGUCUAGCAGGACAACAUCAGGGAAUGGACCGGACUCGGCGGACAAGCAUGCUACCGCCUCAUUGCAGACAGGGAAUGGUGGCGAGCGAGCGUCAGGCAAUGGGUGCACCAACGGACUAAUACAUUGAUUGUCGAUCUUGCGGCGAAAACAAGUUGUAUAAAAAAGAUUGCGCUGAUUUUCACGUUCUAUUGAUCUGUGUUUUACAUUUUAUGAUAGUUUAACACUGUAACAUCAAAAACUUUUCGGCAAAGGAAAUGAAAAUAAGGUUUUCAUAUGCCAUUUUCGAUAAAUACCUGUAUUCUUCCCAACACAGUUUUCAGACCUGUCUCUAAAGAGGAACGGGAUGCGGAAAAACUAAAAAGCCAUGUAAAAGCAGCUUUUUGAAAAACGGAUAUAAGUUCUCUUGCUGCUCAAUAAAAAGGGAAAUUUAUCUACUUUCUUUAGCAAGUUGCCUCUUUUUCUUUCUUUCACGGUGUGCGACUUUCCCUGCACCCCGAAAAAGAGAAAGACAAAAAGACAAAGCGAAACUUUCUAAAACUGAUAUCACAACUAAGUGGAGAAAAUAUUUCCUUUAAUUAAAGCUAUAUUUAAAUAUCCCAAAAUCCUUUUUGUCAAAUUGUACCUUUAGUUUUGGCUGUGUCACGUAAUAAGAUAUCGUCCUCCGCCAUACCCGUCAACAAAACUGUCUGCGCCCUAAAUCGUAACCCGUUGCUUUUCUAUCCAAUCCAGGGUUAUUUAAAGGUAGAAUAGAAUAUCAGAAAUAUCAGAAAACAGUUGCCUUCUUUCCACUUUUCACACAAAACUAUUUUUCUAUAGAAAUCCCUCCGCCGAGAAGCUAUGCAGGCGUUUGUUGUUUACUUUCUGCCUUAAGUGCUAACCAAUUUAAUACUCGUAUCUUUAUGAGUCCUCUAAUGACAACGUGGGUUGACAAUCCCCUUAGCAUAAAUUCAAUGAACUUCUCAAGCACAAAUUAAUCUGUGAAAGAAAUUAAACCUUUAUGCCAUACAACCAUCACAUGACAGAGCUUUCAAGAAGAACUUUUCCGUAAUUCAAAACUGCACCAAAUAGAUUUGAAAUUCAAUAAUAACUCAGAAUUUCUGUGAUAAAGAUUAACAUAGCCAAAACUCUUUAAGAUCUCUGGACAAAGAGUUGUUUAUCGAGGGAAGGGUAGCGAUUUGGAAAAAUAUAGGGGAGAGGGGGGAGCACUCAGCUAAUGAAACUUUCUAAAGGCUACUUGUUAUGGUGGUUUUAUUAAAAAGAACACAUGAUUUUCUUUGUCGGUAGCAGCUCCUAGACAAAAUGAUUUAGACCCAGUUUCAGUUUCACACCUGCAUAUCAGCAGUCAGAUGAUAUGAUGUUUGUACCUUUCAGCAUAAAUGUGAAAAGGAAUCUCCCUUUCAACCAAUGUGAAAGUCCGAGCAUUCUAUGUGUAGAAACAGAAACAAAUAAAAUGAGCUAUUGAAACAUUGAUUGAAAGUUUAAAACUUUUCUUCUGUAGCUACAAAAAGAGAAUCGAUCAUUUUUUACUAUUUUUAUGGAAAUUCGAAUUUGUUGCACAGUUUUUUAUUUUAUAAGUAUGUGUCUUUAAUCAUAACAAAACGUCUCGAUUUUAAUCACAUGGGCUCCGAUGCAGGUUGGAAAGUGGAGGGGCCAAGAGAAAAUAUAACAAUCAUAACAACAUAUUUUAAGAAAAGCUCUAUUGUUUUUGUUGUUUGCAAAAAGUGAGGGGGCCAUGGCCCCCCAGGCCCAUUGUUGCCGCAGAAGGGUAAGAAGAUGUUCCAACAAGAGUGAUUCCAAUUCUCGAAAAAUGCUCUCAUUGAAGCAUUUUUUUCCUUCACAAAUAAUUGGAUGGGUUUUCUUCAGACCGGGACAAUAUCUCUCACAUCGCAGGGCCGGCGAAACGUAUUUGAAAGUGGAGGGGUCAAAAUAUCAAAUUCUUGAAAGGGAUUAAGAAAGACCAAUUUUAGAAUUAGAAUUAGAGUUAUGGUGUCUUAGGGAUGGCCAGAAACACUAUCUCAAAUGGAUUUUGACUGCAGGAAAUCCGAGGCAAUAUAUCUUAGCUUUGUUUUAUCAACAUGUCCCAUAGUCUAGUAUAUUGCAAUGUUGACUUGAAACAGUAAAGGUGAAAAAGGAAAGGUUUAGCAAAGUUCGAAUAACCUUUGUAAUAUAGCUCGUAAUGAAAUUUUUUUAGAUUCUGAAAGUACUCAAAUAAAAUAAGAAGAGGGAGAAAAAUAGAUACAACACGGUUCAAUAAAAACAUUACCAUUGAAAUAUCAACAGAAGAACCAGGUAUCAGCUAAAUAUAAAAAUUAAGAAUUUUUGUACAGUUUGGAUAUUUCUUAAACUUAAUGGAAACAGAGGGUUCUUAACAAAAACACUCUAGAUUUGAAAAAAACCGGGCUGAUAAAAACGAGUUUUAAUAGAUUUUAAAAUUGCAUCUAUAUUUUCUCUUUCUUAGUAGGAAUGGAUUAUCCAAGCGAUCAAACUUUGAAGUUUUCUUCAUGAUACUUAUUAAGAACAAAUUUGCAAGUUCUUUAUUUCUCAUAUCUUCAAAAAUUUUCUUUGCAGCUCUUUUCUUUCCUUCAACAGCUGAUUUCUCUCUUUUUGUAAUGCUUCUGAGAAAGUUUUCGUUAACAAACAGACCCCUUCAAA
Messenger RNA from Rhopilema esculentum, 8200 nucleotides. RefSeq lists its product as uncharacterized. NCBI's taxonomy places the organism in Eukaryota, Metazoa, Cnidaria, Scyphozoa, Rhizostomeae, Rhizostomatidae. The record is from RefSeq and is a predicted model, not a curated record.